Molecule: messenger RNA, 1438 nt
Organism: Triticum dicoccoides
Lineage: Eukaryota; Viridiplantae; Streptophyta; Magnoliopsida; Poales; Poaceae
Product: transmembrane protein 45B-like
Exons: 1
Coding region: 235-1191 (318 amino acids)
Source: RefSeq, a predicted model, not a curated record
GUUGUCCAAAUCCAUUUGUAAAACAAAAGAACUUUUCAAACCUUGCAAGCCACCGGAACUCUCCAGAGAGUCGACCAGCCAACCUUCUUAAACCCCAUGGGCCAUGAUGGUUCCCAUCAACCAUUCAAACUCCAAACGCAGCUGAUCACCACCAGCAUUUAAAUUUCCCUCCUCGUCCUCGCCGCACUCUGUAUCCCCGAUUGUCCGUCGGAGCUCCUCGCAGCCGCCGUAGCCAUGGGCACCCUCGUCGGCCACGUCGCGCCGGGCGCCGGCUUCCUCCUCAUCGGCCUGUGGCAGCUGUUCAACCACAUCCGGCUCUUCGUGCUGCGGCCCGGCUCCUACGUCGCGCCGCUCUGGUUCCCCGCGCGCGGCGUCCGCCACCUCGAGCUCAUCCUCAUCAUCGCCGGCACGUCGGCGUCCAUCCUGAUGGAGCUCGUCAUCGGCCCCGCGAAGCACCAGCCGUUCGACGACGACGGCACCAUCCCGUCCGACCACCUCCACAACUUCGAGCACGCGUCCAUCUCGCUCGCGCUGCUCGCGUUCGCCGCGGUCACCAUCCACAUGGACAGGGUCCGGGCGCCCAUGCGGGACGCCGUGUCGCAGCUGGUCGCCGCCGCGGCGUUCGCGCAGGAGCUGCUGGUCUUCCACCUCCACUCCACGGACCACAUGGGCGUGGAGGGGCAGUUCCACUGGCUGCUGCAGACCGUCAUCGCCGUCACGCUGGCCACCACGCUGCUGGGCAUCCCGUACCCGCGGAGCUUCGUGGUGAGCCUGGUCAGGUCGGCGAGCCUCGUGCUCCAGGGCGUGUGGUUGAUUGUCAUGGGCGUCAUGCUCUGGACGCCGGGGCUCGUCUCCAAGGGGUGCUUCCUCAAUCACGAGGACGGCCACGACGUGGUCCGGUGCCGCACCGACGAGGCGCUCCACCGCGCCAAGGCGCUGGUCAACCUGCAGUUCAGCUGGUACCUGACGGGCACCAUGGUGUUCGUCGUCGUGUUCUACCUCCAGAUCAGCAGACUGUAUUCCGAGGAGCCGCAGUACUUGCCGCUGGUCAAGGGGGGCCACGCCGGUGGCCGGUUCAGCAUCGGGGACGAUCACGAGGACGAUGACGACGAGGAUGACCUGGAGGCCGAAAAGCGUGGCUACGGAGACGUGGUCAGCGGUGGCAUAAAACCCAUGGAGGUAGAGAGGUAAACCCAUGGAGUAUGAACGAAGGGAACGGUCAAGAUGCAGGGUCGUGUGUUACAGUGGAUAUACAUGUUCGGUAGGAUUGGUGUGCUGUAGAUUGUAUAGUUUUUUCACUUUUGUGGAUUUGGGUUCACCGAGUGAGCUGACCCGUAAAUGCGGGUGAAGUUCGUGUUUGGUCACUUCAAUUUGUUUGUUUAGCCUGGUUUGCUGUUCUGAUCAUCAUAGUACAAUGGAUUCAGGGCUGGCCUGUAGA